GUUCGGGGAUAGAAUUGGCCCACUCCCCGUCCUGGAGAUCGUAGAAGGCGAUUAAUGGGCAGGGGAGGCGACGAGUCCAACCGCCUCCCCACAUCCUAGCAUGCCAUUCUUAAUACCUUUCCCACUCUUCUCGAAAACCUUUGGAUUCUUCCGCCACUAGAACUCCCGUACAUGGAAAAUGUGUGUAAACGAAUAGAAAGACCCAAAUGCUCACGCACCCUGUACUACAUAAACGAUGUAUUAUGUUGGGGAAUUUCGUUUCAUUUGUUCCGUUGUUGGUAACAAGACGCCAUUUUGAUCUCCUUUAAUAAAAAGCUUUAUUCCCGUUGUUAUGGAUUUCGUCCUUAAGCAGGAUUUCGAAGAGCCAACAGAACCACCGGCUGCAACUGCAGACGACAUGCAGUGCGAAGUGGAUGACCAAAGCGAAACCGCUCUGUUUCUGCAGCAAGGUCAAUUUAUAGUCCCCCUCGACGGGCACACCGUCGUCCUAGAAGACGGCCAACAGUAUCUCGUCAACAACCUGGGCGAUAAUGGGUGCAAGACGGAGAGUCCGAUCGUUUACUAUACAAACGAAGAGUACUACGACGAAGACAGCGCUUCACAGUACACUUUCAUUGUGGAUAACGGCGAGAGCAACGAAACGGAAGGUGACCAAGUCGUGUUCGACUCCGAGCUCGAGCCGAUAUGCGAGUACGCGAUUCUCAAAGACGGCAAGCUUCACCUGCAAACCGUCGAAAUGGAGGAGCUGCAGGCGAGCGAAGCGGAAACGGCGGACGACGACGACGUGCACACGGUCGACCUGAAAAAAAUUACGGGGCGAAAUCUCGUGACGGGCCAGACGGUUACCCUCGAUCGUUACUUUCAGAAGCUGCAGACUCAACUGAGUUCCGAGGAGUCUGCCGCCGACGACGGCGGCGGUCUUGUCAACCGGAAAGUGACGAUCGGUAAGACCGCCGGCGGAAAACGGAUAGUCGGAAAAAUUCUUCACUUUCAAAGUAGCGAAAGCGUUGAUAAGAUGACCGUCAAAAAUGAAGAGGAUGCGGUCCAACCUCUGAUUGUACGUAAGGAGCAGCGGAUCUUGACGAAGGAAAAUUGUGAUAUGAAUAUCGUGAAGACGUUGGCCGGUCUGAUGGACUUAGAGAGCGUCCGUAACAAGAUGCGCAACAAGAAGCUCGUAGUGAAAAUCGUCGACAAAAUUUACGGCUCGCAAACGAACGACUUCACCAAAACGGUGGCAUACGUCUACGGUCAUAUGGCGCAGGUCAACGACGAGGACUGGACUUUCGACGUGCACGACGUAAACGAUACGAACUCGGACGGGUCGUCGACUGUCUUCGUGACGAUUCUGACAACGGUCGAUUGCCAGGGGAAAAAGUCGAUGAGGGUCAACUUGGUGCCGUCGUUUGAGUCGGCGAGGUGCCGCUUGUGCGCGAAGGAGUUCAAGUCCGCGCAGCAGCUACGCCGGCACGUUCUCAACUCGCACGGCAACCACCAGGUGCAUACGUGCGACAGAUGCGGGAAAAAUUUCGUUAACGGUUCCCUCUUGGAAAGGCAUAAGAGAAUGCUCGCGUGUCAUAAGCUGUUUCAGUGUUCAAAAUGUCCGAAAUCCUUCAACUCGGCGGGAAGCCUGAAACGCCACAUCACGAUACACGAUCCGUCUCUGAGACCGCUCGAAUGCACCGUGUGCUCACAACGAUUCACCGACGAGUCCAGCCUAAAGAAGCACCUGCUCAUCCACACCGGUAUUAGGGCGUACACGUGCAACGUCUGCACGCGUUCCUUUCGCAACCGCGGCGAUCUCAACUUCCAUCGUCGCAUCCACGACCCCGUGAAGCAGUUCUGCUGCGAGAUAUGCGGACGCGCGUUCUCGCGAUACUCGAACAUGCUGCGACACACCGACAUACAUCGCGGUACGGGGACGUUGCAUCGCUGCGACAUAUGCGGGUGCUCGUAUAGUUUCAUCUCGUCGCUGACGAGGCAUAUCGUACAAAAGCACGUCAAGUGCCAAGCCUAAGAUCGAAUUUAUUUUAUAAGAAUUU
Molecule: messenger RNA, 2039 nt
Organism: Photinus pyralis (common eastern firefly)
Lineage: Eukaryota; Metazoa; Arthropoda; Insecta; Coleoptera; Lampyridae
Product: putative zinc finger protein 286B
Exons: 7
Coding region: 332-2014 (560 amino acids)
Biological process (GO): regulation of transcription by RNA polymerase II
Molecular function (GO): DNA-binding transcription factor activity; RNA polymerase II cis-regulatory region sequence-specific DNA binding
Source: RefSeq, a predicted model, not a curated record